UACUGAGAGCUUCACUAAGCCCAGCUUGGAUCUCCAAAGAACAGCAGUCAAGACAGCAAGAGGGAAUACUACCCAUCUAACAAGACACAAUUGUCAACUUUUCUAAUUCUGGGACCAGGAUAGCUGUUUCUAAGAAACUCAACCAAGAUGAUGAUGAUUUUUGUUGUCGUUACCUUUUUGGGGAGCAUCAACGUGGCUUUCUCCUCUUGCCCAUCUGUGUGUGAGUGUCCAGUGGAGAUACCUAGGUGUGCGCCUGGUGUCAGCGUGGUUCUGGACGGUUGCGGUUGUUGCAAAGUUUGUGCCAGGCAGCUGAAUGAGGACUGCAGUCUCACCGAGCCCUGCGACCACACCAAAGGGCUGGAGUGUAACUUCGGGGCCACCUUUGCUGCUGCUACAACUCGUGGCAUCUGCCGAGCCAAGUCAGAGGGCAGACCUUGCGAGUACAACAGUAGGAUCUACCAGAACGGAGAAAGCUUCCAGCCUAACUGUAAACAUCAGUGCACAUGCAUCGAUGGUGCUGUGGGAUGUGUCCCACUGUGCCCUCAGGAGCUCUCCUUGCCCAAUCUGGGCUGUGCCAACCCGAGACUGGUCAAGGUAGCUGGCCAGUGCUGCGAAGAAUGGGUGUGUGAUGAUGGCAAGGGCACUGACAUUUUGGAGAAGAUCUUUGGCAAAGAGAAGACGCCAGAUGAACUCGAAAGAGACCUCACCAAGAAAAAUGAGCUAAUUGCCAUUGUCAAAGGAGGACUCAAGUCACUAGCUGCCUACAGACCACAAGCUGAAAUUCAAAUGUUCAGUAACCAAAAGUGCAUCAUCCAAACCACACCGUGGUCUCAGUGCUCCAAGAGCUGUGGAACAGGCAUCUCCACCAGAGUCACCAACAACAAUGAAGAGUGCAAGCUGGUUAAAGAGACUCGAAUCUGUGAAGUGCGACCAUGCACCCAGUCACCUUACUCCAGUCUCAAGAAAGGAAAGAAAUGCAGCAGAACCAAAAAGUCCAGUCAACCAGUGAAGUUCACUUAUGCUGGCUGCUCCAGCUUGAAGAAGUACAGACCCAAGUACUGUGGCGCCUGCGUGGAUGGUCGCUGCUGCAGCCCUCACGACACCAGAACCAUCCGGGUCAAGUUCCGCUGCGAGGAUGGCGAGACCUUCAACAAGAACAUCAUGAUGAUCGAGUCCUGCAAGUGCACCUACAACUGUCCCCACGCGAACGAAGCCUCCUACCCUUUCUACCGUCUCUCCAAUGAUAUCCACAAGUUUAGAGACUAAUUGGUGAAGGCUUUCCUUAAUCCCAUGCAAGAGUGGCAGCCAUUGGCAGUCCAGAUGAGUGCAUGGGUGUAAAUAAGCCACCCAAAAACUACCAGCUUCUUGUUGUAACUAGAUUCCUAAGGAAUUGUGGGCUUACAUGAGGAGGACUCUUUCAAGUGCACUGUUUGCUGUGACUAUAUCAGCACUCUUUACUAAGAAUUGCUUCAUAUUAAGGGAGCAUCAAUGCUGGCUUCGUUACGGAGCAAGAUGUAAUUAACAUUUGUACAUUUAUGUUAUUUACUGAUAUCAAUUCACUAUGUAUAUUUUGAUCUUUAACAUCGGAUAUGGCCAAGACUGUAGACUUGUGUGUGCCUAUGUAAGUACAUAUGCACACACGUAACAUCGAUUAGCAUUCCAUCCCACAUUGUAACCUCUACUUGUUUAUCAAGUGUGUGGUUUCAUGACUUGCUGACGUGGGCAUUAUAGUUCAUGUUAUGUGGCAGCUAGUGAACUUCCUUCAUGAAAAAAGACAAAGCGAAGCAUGUCAACGAAUGAAUGAAUGUUUUUAGUGUUGUUAAUAUUAUUUAUCUAAGAAAAUGUAGCUACUUUAUUUGGAUAUUAUAAGUCAUACUGGAAUAAAUUGUAAAAUGAUUUAAUUUUAUAUGCUACAAAUAAAAAUUUAUUUAUGAAAUAUGA
Messenger RNA from Corythoichthys intestinalis (scribbled pipefish), 1941 nucleotides. It is a transcript of the gene ccn1, whose product is annotated as cellular communication network factor 1. The record is from RefSeq and is a predicted model, not a curated record. Gene Ontology annotation, molecular function: heparin binding; integrin binding. The coding region runs from base 148 to 1266 and encodes 372 amino acids. Gene Ontology annotation, biological process: signal transduction; cell adhesion. Gene Ontology annotation, cellular component: extracellular matrix; extracellular region. The transcript is spliced from 5 exons. NCBI's taxonomy places the organism in Eukaryota, Metazoa, Chordata, Actinopteri, Syngnathiformes, Syngnathidae.